AGUGAGAGAGCUUCUGGCGUGCUCUGGGUCGCCGCCUCAGAAGGAGCCAGGCUCGCUAACAGCGGCUCGGAAGUCAGGGGACAUCAGUCUCGACUGUUCUUCGAACAAAGCCGAGCCGCCUGCGGAGAAGCCAGCCAGCCCUUCAGGGCCCGCCCCACCCUUGUCCCACCCCCUGUCGGCUACACCUCGCGAGACCGGGCAACGAGACUUCCCAGAAAGCCUUGGGCUACACUCAACCGCGGUUCGCCAGUCGCGCCUGGGCGGGACGGUGGGAGGGGCCUGCCUAGCGAUUUAGCGGCCUGGAAGGCCACGCCCCAAGUCGGAAGUGACGGAGCCGAGCUAGCGCGACGAGGCCGCCUCUAUGGUCUUCCUCUCCUUCUGGAGUCGGGAAAUGGCCGCUGUGUAGUUAGCACGGAGGUAAACCCUGCACGCACAUCGUGCUUCGGCGUGUCAGGUAUUUGAAUUUAGAGUUUAGUUUCCCAUAACAUUUUCUACAAGAAGAAUCUUGGUAGUGUCUCAAAGACAUCACUGACUUCUGGAUCCUGCAGAAAGCCCAAGGUGAAAAGAAAUGGGCCGCUCCAAUUCUAGAUCACAUUCUUCAAGAUCCAAGUCUAGAUCACAGUCUAGUUCUAGAUCAAGAUCAAGAUCACAUUCUAGAAAGAAGAGAUACAGGUCUCGUUCCAGAACAUAUUCGAGGUCUCGUAGUAGAGAUCGUAUUUAUUCUAGAGAUUAUCGUCGAGAUUACAGGAAUAAUAGAGGAAUGAGACGACCUUAUGGGUACAGAGGAAGGGGUAGAGGGUAUUAUCAAGGAGGAGGAGGGAGAUACCAUCGAGGUGGCUAUAGACCUGUCUGGAAUAGAAGGCACUCUAGGAGUCCUAGACGAGGUCGGUCACGGUCCAGGAGUCCAAAAAGAAGAUCCGUGUCUUCUCAAAGAUCCCGAAGCAGAUCUCGCCGGUCAUAUAGAUCCUCUAGGUCUCCAAGAUCAUCAUCAUCUCGCUCUUCAUCCCCAUAUAGCAAAUCUCCUGUCUCUAAAAGACGAGGGUCUCAGGAAAAACAAACCAAAAAAGCUGAGGGGGAACCCCAAGAAGAGAGUCCUUUGAAAAGCAAAUCACAGGAGGAACCAAAGGAUACUUUUGAACAUGAUCCAUCUGAAUCUAUUGAUGAGUUUAAUAAAUCUGCUACUUCUGGUGAUAUUUGGCCUGGCCUUUCAGCUUAUGAUAAUAGUCCAAGGUCACCUCAUAGUCCUUCACCUAUUGCUACACCACCCAGUCAGAGUUCAUCAUGCUCAGAUGCCCCCAUGCUUAGUACAGUGCACUCUGCCAAAAAUACCCCUUCUCAGCAUUCACAUUCCAUUCAGCACAGUCCUGAGAGGUCUGGAUCUGGCUCUGUUGGAAAUGGGUCGAGUCGAUAUAGUCCUUCUCAGAAUAGUCCGAUUCAUCACAUCCCAUCACGAAGAAGCCCUGCCAAGACAAUCACACCACAGAAUGCUCCAAGAGAGGAAUCUAGGGGGCGGUCCUCCUUUUAUCCUGAAGGAGAUCAGGAAACAGCAAAGACAGGAAAGUUUUUAAAAAGGUUCACAGAUGAAGAGUCUAGAGUAUUCCUGCUUGAUAGGGGUAAUAUCAGGGAUAAAGAGGCUCCGAAGGAGAAAGGGUCAGAGAAAGGCAGGGCAGAUGGAGAUUGGGAUGACCAGGAAGUUCUAGAUUACUUUAGUGAUAAAGAGUCUGCAAAACAAAAAUUCCAUGACUCUGAAGGGGAUGACACAGAGGAGACAGAGGAUUAUAGACAGUUUAGGAAAUCAGUCCUAGCAGAUCAGGGCAAGAGCUUUGCUACUUCAUCUCACCGGAAUACUGAGGAGGAAGGACCCAAGUACAAGUCCAAAGUUUCAUUAAAAGGCAAUAGAGAAAGUGAUGGAUUUAGAGAAGAAAAAAAUUAUAAACUGAAAGAGACUGCAUACAUAGUCGAAAGGCCUAGCACUGCAAAGGACAAGCACAAGGAAGAAGACAAAGGCUCUGAUAGAAUAACAGUGAAGAAAGAAGUGCAGUCACCGGAGCAGGUAAAGUCUGAAAAGCUCAAAGAGCUCUUUGAUUACAGUCCCCCUCUACACAAGAGUCUGGAUGCACGAGAAAAGUCCAUCUUCAGAGAGGAGAGCCCACUGAGGAUCAAAAUGAUAGCCAGUGAUUCUCACCGUCCUGAAGUCAAACUCAAAAUGGCACCUGUUCCUCUUGACGAUUCCAACAGACCUGCCUCCUUGACUAAAGACAGGCUACUUGCUAGCACGCUUGUCCAUUCUGUCAAGAAAGAGCAAGAAUUCCGAUCCAUCUUUGACCACAUUAAGCUGCCUCAGGCCAACAAAAGCACUUCAGAAUCAUUUAUACAACACAUUGUAUCCUUGGUUCAUCAUGUGAAAGAACAAUACUUCAAAUCACCUGCAGUGACCCUAAACGAGCGGUUCACUUCAUACCAGAAAGCUACUGAAGAACAUAGUACCCGGCAAAAGAGCCCCGAGAUACACAGGAGGAUUGACAUCUCUCCCAGCGCUCUGAGGAAGCACACCCGGCUAGCAGGAGAGGAGAGAGGUUUUAAAGAAGAAAUUCAGAAGGGAGAUAAAAAGUUAAGGUGUGAUUCGGCUGACCUUCGGCACGACAUUGACCGUCGCCGUAAAGAGAGAAGUAAAGAGCGGGGAGAUUCCAAGGGCUCCAGGGAGUCCAGUGGGUCCAGAAAGCAAGAAAAAACACCAAAGGAUUACAAGGAGUAUAAACCUUACAAAGAUGACAGCAAACAUAAAGGUAGAGAGCGGGACCAUUCCCGGUCAUCGUCCUCGUCAGCAUCGCCGUCCUCGCCCAGUUCUCGAGAAGAAAAAGAGAGUAAGAAAGAGAGAGAAGAAGAAUUUAAAACUCACCACGAGAUGAAAGACUACUCAGGAUUUGCAGGAGUUAGCAGACCACGAGGAACCUUUCACGAUGACAGAGAUGAUGGUGUGGAUUACUGGGCCAAAAGAGGAAGAGGUCGUGGUACUUUUCAACGUGGCAGAGGGCGCUUUAAUUUCAAAAAAUCAGGUAGCAGUCCAAAAUGGACUCAUGACAAAUACCAAGGAGAUGGGAUUGUUGAAGAUGACGAAGAGACCAUGGAAAAUAAUGAAGAGAAGAAGGACAGACGCAAAGAAGAAAAGGAAUAGUCUCAAGAUUGCAACAGGGAGCAGAACUUGACACUUACAUUUUUUUAAACCUGAUUUUUGUUUUCAAAUAAGAAUGUAAGCAUUUUACUUAAACUGUACUGUUUGCAAGUAGUUUAUAGAAAUUUUGUUUUAAGUCUUCAAAUACCUUGAAAAAAAAUAGACUGUAUGUUGAAAAUUGUAUUGAAAUAAAGUAGAAAAUGUUCGGUAUCAUAUUUGUAACUAUCAACUUUUAAAAACAUUUGACUGUUUUUGUUACAUGCAUUGUAUUUCUGCUUUGUCUAUAAGAAGUGGUCAAGUCCAACUCUGUGACAACUCUUAACUUGCCUCCCUGUUAAUAAGUCUUUGAUUCUGAAGUGAACGUUAGCUUUUCUCAAACCCACACAAAUCCUUGAACAGGAAUUGUUUAUAGUGACCACACUAAUUAUUUUAACUGUACACAUCAGUUUAACAUCUUUUAAAAUUUGAACACUACGUAGUAGGGUGACUAAUUUUUGAAGAAUAUCACAAAGUUGCUAUUAUGGUAAACUAGUUUCACACUUCAGCAAACAUAAGGAGGACAGCUUUGUUAAUAGCUAAAAAGUACAAAUUAAAAGAUUUGAGAAAGUGGUAUUUUUUUCUGAAAGCAAACAAUGGCUUGUAAAGUCAUUUGAAGAGACUUUCCAAUAUGAAUUCAAAAUUCCACUCUUAUCUGAUAGUUUGAGUCAUGGUCUUAGAUACCAGCUACCUACGAGAGAGAGAGAAAUUGGUUUGUAAUAUCAGUGUAAGUAAAAUCCUGAUUCCAUAAACCUGGUUGUAUUUAAAACAAAAAACAAAACUACAAUGAAACUUGGGAGUCCUUUUCAUGUAGAGGAAGGUUAUCCUGUAGCAUAAUGUAUGCACACGGUCAUCUAGUACCUGAUUGGAUAGCUUACAUAUUUAUUGGAUGCUUUGAACAGCUGUAUAUUAGUCCAUAACAUAACUACAAGAUUAGAUAGAGGCAACAUACUGUUAAGUCAUAUUUAAGUAAUUAGUUUUCUCUUAAUGUUGCCAAUAGAAGGCUUGAGCAGGAAGCUUGUAGCACUGAUCUAAUUGUGUGUACAACCAUCAACUUAAAUUUAUAAAAUGGCCUUUUUCUUGGCGUCUAUUCUUUAGGUAAAUAUGUUUCUUUUUCUUUUUCUUUUUUUUUUUUUUUGCUAUUUGUUUAAUAGCUUUUAAAGGAAUAAAGCAAACCAGUGCUAAGAAUUUUUUUUUUAAAGCUAGCUACAUUGCAGCAGAGUUGUUGUGUAUGUGUGCAUUUAAAGAAGAUAAUGCUUAUUCUGUUAAUGCACACUUUUAAGUUUUGAUGAUUUUUUACAGUGUUUUAGACCUUGAAUAGCUAGUGGCUUUUGCUAAAAACUUUUGGCAACAAAAUUAAACUAAAACCAAAGUCAACAUGUGAAGUGUUUAUCAUAAGAUCCUCAGGAGUCAGUAUUGCAUGAUGCUCCCCUUAAUUGUCACACUGAAAUUAUGUAGUAAAUCAGAAAAUACCUGAAAAGCAACUUUAUUGCUUCAAUCUGGAUAUAAGUAGUUAUUUAUAAAUAGUUAAGAUUAAUUUAAAUGUAAAAACGUGCUUAAUUCCCUAAUAAUUUUCAUACCAUUCCUAUUUUAUAUGAAUAUCCACCUUCAUUUCAACAGUUCCUUGGUUACACACUCAAUCUUUACGUUUGUACUGCUUACCUUUACUUUCUCCACAACAGAGACAAGCAGAUUGGUUGAACCUUAUUUAAUGAGGAGUAACAGGCUGUUUUUAAGUGUUUGCCUGUGGCUACUUCCGUUCUAUAGCUCAAGAAUAUGCCAUUACAUCAUAGUCAAGGGGUUGCUAUGAGAACUGUAGUAGAGAAUACCACUGUGAGUCUUCUCCUUUUCAGAGCCAAACACAAAGCAGCCUGCGUGCAUUCUUUGAGGUGAGCAUUUAAUCACACACUUGAUGACAUUACAAAGCUAAACCAUGCCUCUUGGUAAAGCUGCUUGAUUACAAGUGCCAGGAAAACGACUGUUAUCCACUGCGUACUACAUGUUACAUGCUGCAUACUGUAUGUUACACACUGCAUACUAUGUGUUAUACACUGCAUACACAUACUUCCUUUACCCAGAGAAAAGAAAUAAAAUUGAACCAAAGGAUUUUCCCAGAAAAAAACAAGAAAGCAGUUUUAGAAGGCCAUGACUCAAUUCUUAGGUUUGUAUGCUUAAACAUCUUAGGAAUUUUAAUAUAAAAAGAAAAGGCUUUCCCAUUUGCACUCUAUUUCAAAGAAUUGUUAUUGUUCCCUUUCGUUAAAAUCAGUGUUGGGAAUUAAAUUAUAAUUUGAGGGGAAAAUAUCCAAUGGGAAUGAAUGUAGAUGGCUAAAGGACUCUUCCUCAGUGUGGUGUAUAUUUCAACAGGGACCCUUGUAAAUUGUCAUAUGCCAAUAAAAUGUCCUAAGUGGUAAUAGCUGGUCUCUGUUUGCCUGACGUUGAGGCUAUCGCUGCUUGAACUCUACCCAGCUGACUUCCAUGCCUGUUUCUAGAAUUUGGAAUACCAACUUGUAUACAUUUGAUAUGUGGUUUGAUAAAUGUUUUUGAUUCUUUAAAA
Messenger RNA from Mus musculus (house mouse), 5762 nucleotides. RefSeq names its product BCL2-associated transcription factor 1 (gene Bclaf1). The record is from RefSeq and is a predicted model, not a curated record. NCBI's taxonomy places the organism in Eukaryota, Metazoa, Chordata, Mammalia, Rodentia, Muridae. The transcript is spliced from 12 exons. Gene Ontology annotation, cellular component: nucleoplasm; cytoplasm; nuclear speck. Bases 569 to 3175 code for a protein of 868 amino acids.